Molecule: messenger RNA, 2667 nt
Organism: Rhizophagus irregularis DAOM 181602=DAOM 197198
Lineage: Eukaryota; Fungi; Glomeromycota; Glomeromycetes; Glomerales; Glomeraceae
Biological process (GO): mRNA splicing, via spliceosome
Cellular component (GO): nucleus
Molecular function (GO): RNA binding
Source: RefSeq, a predicted model, not a curated record
CUGAUUGGCGAAAAAGUUUUGAAUAAACUUCAUUUUACUUCAUUUGAAACACCAGGUUUUGCUUUUUAACAUCUUAAAAUGUCGGAUUUUCGUUACAGCCGUAAUCAAACAUACCGCCCAGACUAUGGUAGAGAUAAUCGUGAACGUGAAUACCGUGAAGACAACAGAUAUUAUCGACGUCGUAGGUCUCGUAGUAGAUCACGUAGUGUAGAUCGUUAUAGGGCAGUUGGCGGAAUAAAUAGGCAGGAAGAUUGGAGAGAGGAUUUCCUUCAAAGAGGUAGACCAGAUGAUAUUGGUGCACGCUCUUGGGGAAAUAAGUUUCAUUAUGACGAUCGUGAGGAAAACAGUAAAAGAAGAAAAACUAGACAUGAAAGAGAGAGAGCUCCAGAGGGACGUUGGAGGGAACGAAAUCUUGGUGAACCCAAUAAUCAUGUUAUUCUACAAGGGUUGCCACUUGCAGCUACCGAAAAUGACAUUCAACAAACACUUGAUAACUUGCACGCUAGUAUUGAGAAUAUACGCUUAAUUAGGGAUCGCCGCACAGGAGAUUCACGCAGAUUUGCCUUUGUUAAAUUUACGAGCGUUGAGCAUGCAAGACAAUUCGUAGAAGCCAAUCACCCUUUUAUCAUGAUGGAGGAUAUUCGUGUUCGUGUUGAAUACAGUAAUAGCGCAUCCGCGGAGGAUGAAGGUUGGGCUUGCAAGAAUUGCGGUUUUCUCAAUUACAAAAAACGCGAAAGUUGCCAUCAAUGUCAUCAUUCGAAGAAAGAAUCCAUGGUGUCUGGUUCACUACAUCUGGCACCUACCAAUUCGUUCUUUAAUGAUGGAGAAAAUGAUUUAGGUCAAGUUCCACAUCAUAUCUUAUUAGUCCGUGGAUUAGAUCCUUUAACUACCGAAGAGACUCUUUAUGCUACUAUAAGUCAGUUGGCAGCUUUAAGGAGGGUUUUGUUGAUUAAAGAUCGAGCUUCUAGGAUGUCAUGGGGUUUUGCAUUUUUAGAUUAUCAUGAUAUUCAGACAUCUUCAUAUGCCUUGUCAAUUUUUAAUGAUCCUCAAUAUUAUCCAGGAGGAUUUGUAGUUGACUCACGAAUUGUUAGUAUAACGUUUGCUCACCCCGGAAGUUUUAUACCGGCUUAUGCUACUACUGAGUGGACUAUUUGGGGAGAUGAUGGAAUUGCCAUGUCGUAUUGGGAUCAAAAAGCAUAUGCAGUUGAAUAUGGCGGAUCACAACAUUCGGUCCAAAUUGAGCCCAAUGCAACUUCAUCGUCUACAAGUUCGGCUUCUGUAUACGAGGCUGAAAGUAAAAAUCGAAAAGAGAGCCUAGCAGAAGAGUCAAAAGAAUCAGUUGCUGUUCCUGAUACAAAAUUGAAUGUUGAAGAUGAAUUGAAUGCUUUCUAUUCAGACAUGGGCGCGGUUUUGACAUCUACCGGAAAAGCCGAAACUAAAUCUAUCUUUUCAGUUUCUGAUAUGGUUUCAACUUCAAAUAAUCAUAAUAAGUCAAAUUCUUCUCCAAAGAAAAAUCAGGAUUCUGAGCUUAGUGCAUUUUAUGCUGAUCUUGAAAUUGAACAAAAAGUUGACACAAAUCAAUCUACGAACAAAGAAAUGUUUACCAAUUCAACAACUCCUGAAAUUGAGUCUCAAGAAGUUGAAGGCCAACAAUUUUCUGAUGACAAAAAUAUGCUAUCUGCAGGGGAUGACAUGACUCACGAGCAGCCUUCAGGAAGCCAUUCUCCGCGGGAGACCAUAAAUCACGAACAGCAAGUAACUUCACAACAAAUCAAUCAAUUUAAUUCAAGUAUCUCAAGAGAUUCUUUAUCACCAGAAACUGGCCACGAUUCGGAAACAAUUGAAGAAAACGAAGUCUCACAUGAAGUUUCGAUAUCAAUGUCUAAGGAUCCUUUGAAAGGAGUUAAAGAAAAGAAAAAGAAGUUAAACAAGCCAAUUGGAAAGAAGAAGGUUCAUGAACAAUUGCAAAAAUGGAAUGAAAGGAAGGAAGAAUUACAUACAAAUCAGCCUGAAUUAAGUGAUGACGGUCUUUUCGAUUAUACGUUAAAUGCAUGCCUAUUAUGUCAACGACAAUUUGUAGAUUUUACUGAACUUCAGAAACAUGAGCAAAUGUCAGAUUUACAUAAGUCGAAUUUGGAGAAUGAACAUUUGGUACAAACUAUUCGUAUGAAACGAGCAUAUGGAUUACAAAAUGAUGAAAAAUCUCAGACAAAAUAUAAUAAUAGAGCUGCACAAAGAAGGAAAAUUUAUGGUCAGCCGAGGAGGCCCGUACAACCUGCUACGUCUGGUUCAUCUAAUUCAGUUGAAGAAACAUUUGAGCAACCCACAAAAUAUGGAAUUGGAGAAGAUAAUAUUGGAAACCGUUUAUUACAAAAUAUGGGAUGGAAGGCAGGAGAAGGUUUGGGUAAAAAUAAAAAUGGCAUAGUUGAUCCAAUCCAACCAGAGAUUUAUACAGCAGGAGUUGGACUUGGAGCUUCGCAAAGUCACAGCCUUUUAGAUGAUGGACAGAACACAUAUUAUGGAAUGGCAAAGAAACUUGCUAGAUCUCGAUUAGAAGAACCUUAAGUAAUUUAUAAGUGUUUGUAGUGAAUGCAUUAAUUAUUAACUGGCAUAAAUUGAUUUUAUAUAUAUUAUUUUAUUAUUUUUUUUUUUUCUCUCUUUUUUUUU